This is a messenger RNA of Paramecium sonneborni, 426 nucleotides long. The record is from the annotation of a GenBank genome assembly. NCBI's taxonomy places the organism in Eukaryota, Ciliophora, Oligohymenophorea, Peniculida, Parameciidae.
AUGAAUCUCUAUCACAAAAGGCAUAAGGGUAGUUAUAUUGAGAUUCAGUUGCACUAGUAGUUAUUGUCUAUACAUUAACAGGUAUUGGAUUAUGUUAGUAGAUAGAGUAUUUUUUGGAAGUGCUUCUGAAAGUUUGCUGAUUGAUUAAAUAAUCAUGAAAGGUAUAUGUUUAGGGGAAAGAAAUUAAUAUUAUGAUUAUACCAGAAAUAGUAUCAGCAGCAAAUUCAUUUCUCACUCCAAUAAUUUAUGAUCUUUUAAAUUGCUUAACUUAUCCAUUGCUUUCUUUUAUUCAAUUUUAGAGUAGUUCUAUGUAUAUUAGAGAAAAAAUUGAUUGGAUGUAGAAAGGUAAAAACAUAAAUUAAACAAAAAGAAUUAUAAAUUGUUUAUAAGGAUUAUCCAAGUGAAAAGUUGAAAAAGUAUAUUUGA